AAACCCUCUGCUUGAAGCUCCACAGAUCGAGUUGUUCGUCAGGUUAGAUUUACCCUAGAAUUCCAUAGAUGGGGAAAGAGUGGUUUUUAUAUGUGGUGACAGAUAUUGGAGUACAUCGUCUGAAACUGGAUAUCCGAAAACUGAGAAACGGAAACAGAAUUCCAAAGCUGAAUCAGCCUCCACCGGUAGAGUUUGAAGAUCUGGAGCUCCUUUCGCCUGAUGGUACAUUCUAUGGACAGCUUGCAAAGCCACCACCCCUCUCCCUGCUGUUCUUCAAAGAGCUCCCUCGCCCUCCAGAUUAUUGUGUUCGCCAGGACUUUUGUUGUUUGGUUUUUAAGUUCCUUCGUACUGCAGUUUCUGCUUGUUCUUUCUAUGUUGUACUUAGUGGCUUUUGCCUUUCUUAA
Rosa chinensis is the source of this 404-nucleotide messenger RNA. RefSeq lists its product as uncharacterized. The transcript is spliced from 2 exons. NCBI's taxonomy places the organism in Eukaryota, Viridiplantae, Streptophyta, Magnoliopsida, Rosales, Rosaceae. The coding region runs from base 69 to 404 and encodes 111 amino acids. The record is from RefSeq and is a predicted model, not a curated record.